CGCAUGCGCGUUUAGUCAGGGGUGUGCGGUCGGCCGCGGGGAGAUGGACAAGCUGAAGAAGGUGUUGAACGGGGAGGAUUCGGCGGACGACCAGGGCGCUCUGAGUGAGGUAAUUGAAGGCAGCUCCUUAGGAUGGGGAACCCGAGUGAAGGGCUUUCUUGUCUGCUUUGUAGCUGGAAUUCUGUGCUCCAUUUUGGGUGCGUGCUUUCUCUGGAUUCCAAAAAAGGGGUUAAUACUUUUCGCUGUCUUUUAUAGCAUUGGGAACAUAUCAUCCAUCGGUAGUACAUUGUUCUUGAUGGGGCCCGUCAAACAAUUGAAAAAAAUGUUUGAACCAACUCGAUUAAUUGCUACCAUUGUUAUGCUUGUUUGCCUUGUGUGUACGCUGUGCUCUGCAUUUUGGUGGAAGAAAGCAGGGCUUGCUUUGAUAUUCUGUGUGUUGCAGUUCUUUGCCAUGGCCUGGUAUAGUAUUUCGUAUAUUCCAUUUGCAAGAGAUGCAGUGAUAAAGUGCUUUACAACAUGUUUGGCUUGAAAGCCACUUGCAUGAAGAUGGGAAGGUAGAACAUCAUUUUAAAGGCAGAGGACUGCAUUUUGAGCUUUUCUGUGUCUGUUACGAAGAAUCACAAGUUUCGCUAAGUGUCUUAAUUGGUGCCUUUAGUAAUGACAAUAAUUGUAUCUACAUUUCUUGAAAUGUCAUUCACAAUUGGGAAAAUUACUGUCGCGCUUAACCAGAUUAUCUAGUUAUUAUUAUAAAAGGGGUAAAUGUUCACUCAUGUUGGCAUAACAUUUAUUAUAAAAGUAUAACCUAAACCAUUUAAUCUCUUGGUCACAAAGUGUUGGUUUUAAGCAAAAAGACCAUCUGUAGUUUACUAAUCGAACAUGGAUUAUAGGUCUUUCAGAAAUGCAGCUAUAACUUCUGCAAAUGUAUCAAGGGUUUUGUGAAAAUGAAGUCUUACAUGGAAGAAACUGAAAACACUUGUGGUUGAUUAAUUAAACUGAAACAUUUUGAAUAUUGGCCACAGUGAUUUCAGCAUUGUAACCUUAUUACCUUAAUUUUGUGAUUGAAAAUAUUUUUGGUAUUGACAUUUUUGGAGUGAAAGUAUAGUUUUUACAAAACUGGAUAAGAAAUGUCUUAAUUUAUUAUGGAUCCUCAUGACAACUAAUUUUUGUUUUGUGCACUACUGUGUCAUCAAAAGGAAAAAUAGUCAUUUUCCUAAGGUAAAAAUCCAGUGAUUUUUAAAGGGUUUACAUCUAAAGUAUAAGCAAUGGUGCCUUCAUUUUUGGGGAAUUCAGACACUGUUCAAGUCUUUAGCUACAGUGUACCACAUGCAGACAAUUUUCAAUCUACUAAUAUCCAGGUGCCUCAUGAAAUCCAAGUAACUUAACAUUUUGAUAUUAAAUAUUUUGGGGCUAAAGGUUACAAGUGUGCUGUUUCUAUCAAUAUGAUGUUGGUCUUAAAUACACUCAACAAAUAUUGCCAUUCUUUUUUAUGAUAAAUGAAAACUGAAGAUGGGAUUAUAUAAUGGAUUUAGAAUUUAUAAUUUCUUUUAUUCAAAGGAUCAGAACUGCAUUCCAUGCAAAAUUUCACUAGAGGAAAAUUAAUACUAUAGAUCAAUAAAUAACAAGGUGCUUCUAAAACCUGAUAUGGUGAACUGCAUUUAUGACACAUCUGUUUCCAUUCCACCCCCCCACCCAUUUCCCUAUAUAAAUGUUGAACUUCAGAUUGUGUGUUUACCUUUAUAGAACUAUUUCAGUUAAAUGUCAGUGCAAAUCUAACAAAACAGUUUAAAAUGUUAAAUGGUGUUCAGUUAAGAUUUUCCAUUUUGAUUAUGAAGUUUCACCUUUUAUAGAAUUAUGGAUGCAGGUUGAAUAUGGGGGUAAAAUUAUGUUUAACUUUGGGGACAAUUUACAUUUUCCAUUCUGAAGAUUGGCAUCAGGCUAUUAGAUGUAGUUUAUUCCAGGGAAUUUAUGUUGGCUGAUUAUAGUAUUUAUUGAAAUUGUUAUUGAAGGUAAUAUUUGAGACCUCAGAUGACAGGAUGAUAUAGUAUAUAAAAGCUUGCUGUAAAUAAAGCUACUUCCAUCAGUGCCUAUAACACGCCAGACACUGGAAGUUGCUUUAUGGUUUUGAUGUCUAUGCUUGUAUUUUUUUUGCUAAUUUGCUCUUUUCUCUCUUCAAUGAUCUUUUGUGUAUGUAGUUUUAUGAACCAACUACAAUUUUCUCUGUAUAAUCAGAAUAUUUUCCCAUGUCAAUUUUGCAACAACAGUAUAUUCUGCCCACUUUUGACAAUGAGUGCCUUAGAGCAGAUAUGCAUUUUGGGAUUGUAAUUAUGUGCUGUAUUUAUCUACUUUGUAAUUAAUCUUAAAACUUAAAUAACAUUGUCUUAUCUGCUGUAAUACUUUUGAUUUUUGCAUUUUCUAUUGAAACUUAGAGCAUUUGAACACUAAAUUACAUUUUGUAUUUAAGUAAUUCAGUCAUCUCUAAUAAAUGAAUUAGCAUCAAAACAGCUUUCAGACCUACUUUUCAAGGUCAUUGAAGCCAAUUGUUUUCCUCUUCAGAUGAACUUGGUGCAGACUGGAGAGCAAACUCAGUGAAUGAAAAUAUUUUAAAAAGGGAACUGCAGAUGCUGGAAAUAUGAAAUAAAAACAGAAAAUGCAGGAAACUCUCAGCAGUUCAGGCAGCAUCUGUGGAAAGAGGAACAGCUAAUACUUCAAGUCCAGGACUCUUCGUAGAACACUUUCUACAGAUGCUGCCUGACCUGUUUCCAGCAUUUUCCAUUUUUAUUUAAAAUUUUGGAGUCGUUCUCAUUUAUUUAGCUCAGUUUCCAUUGGAAGGAAACAGGUUUAAUUGUUAUUUUGUAUGUGGAACAAAGGGAGAAAGGUAUUUUCCUUCACAUUCCACCAUUUGAGUUUUGUCCUUGUAUGAUACAAAGAUGGUUAAAUUAUAACAAUAUUGGUGCAAAUAUAAUUUUUCAAAACCAAAAGUUGCAUCUGUAAUAUCCCAUGUGAAAUUGAUUUUUUAAUUUCCCAUGUCUAGUAGUGUAUCAUUUGAAAUUUUAGUUGGAAAUAAUUUAUGCUUAAAAUUGCUACUCUUUCCCUGUUGAGUGAAUUGUUUGUCAUGAAGUUUCAAAGAAUAAUAUGUACUGAUUUAUGAAUGAAAUUUUACUUGCACCAUUUUUUCCAACUCAAAUUUCCAUCUAUUUUUUUUGUUGGGAGCCUAGGUUUCAGACUGAAUAGUUAUUGCUAACUGGUUUCAAGAAGAAAAUGAACCAUGUCCUAGAUUGUCUCUUUCAAUACUAGCUAAUGGAAAGGUAAAGGGAGGAAAAUAUUGUAUCCAUAUUUUUAAGCUGUGAAUCUGCAUUUCCUUUGACACCUUUAUGUAGAGACAAUUGCUUUCAAUAAUAACUGCAUCUAUUCUAGAUUUUGCACACUUAAAAUGAUACAUUGUAGUAUAAUUCAUGUAAAUGGGUAUAUUUAUAGAAGUGUUUAUUCUGUACUUUGUGUGUGUGUUGAAAUGGGUUUUGCAUUUUUGAUUUGUAUGGAUUAACGUAAAGAAAAGCACAAAGUGCCAGCUAUCUCUUUGCAGAGUCUCUGCUUACUGGUGUCUAUUGCUUUAUAUGUUCUAGAAUAAAUUGGUAGCACCUUGUACUGUAGAUUUUCACUAAAAUUGUUCUCUUGGCUUCUGAUUAUUGUAAUAAAACAUUUUUAAAUUGAAAUGA
This is a messenger RNA of Pristis pectinata (smalltooth sawfish), 3713 nucleotides long. It is a transcript of the gene sft2d2a, whose product is annotated as SFT2 domain containing 2a. Gene Ontology annotation, cellular component: membrane. Gene Ontology annotation, biological process: vesicle-mediated transport. Lineage: Eukaryota; Metazoa; Chordata; Chondrichthyes; Rhinopristiformes; Pristidae. The record is from RefSeq and is a predicted model, not a curated record. The coding region runs from base 44 to 529 and encodes 161 amino acids. The transcript has 8 exons.